AUGAGAUUCCCCCGCUCAGCCCCCGCUCUCCUGCUGAGCCUCGCGGUCCCUUGGCUCGUGGACGCCGGCAUCCCCGUUGUCGGGGUGGGUUCGACCUCUGAAGCCGUUCCUCUGAGGAGGAAUAUCAACGAGUUGGCGGCCGAGGCUGGUCCACAAUGGGACCUCUACAUCCAAGCUCUGAUCGAGAUGCACGAAGCAAAUGCUACUGACGAGUCUUCCUACUUUCAGGUGAUGGGAAUCCAUGGAAAGCCCUUCAUCGAGUAUAACGGUGGCGGGGAGCAAAGGGUAGGGACAGAUAAGUGGAGGGGGUACUGUCCUCAUGGUGUGAGAAGCCCGGGAAAAAAAAUCUCGUCCCCAGCGAAGGCCCUUGACUGA
Geosmithia morbida is the source of this 375-nucleotide messenger RNA. Its product is annotated as tyrosinase. Bases 1 to 375 code for a protein of 124 amino acids. The record is from RefSeq and is a predicted model, not a curated record. NCBI's taxonomy places the organism in Eukaryota, Fungi, Ascomycota, Sordariomycetes, Hypocreales, Bionectriaceae. The transcript is spliced from 3 exons.